GAAUGGAGCUGUACUGAACUGAGUAUAUUGUAUAAUUAUAUCAGUAUAUUAAACUAUCUGCUGUGUUUAAAUAGUUUGUGUUAAUAAGUAUCGGUUUAUGAUUAAGGGAGCGAUAUAAACAAAAACUUAAAACGAUCAUUAUGAUGAAGUACAGCAACUUUGUGUGAACGGUUGAAAGUUACAGUGGACUUCCUAAACCAGCUAUAUAUAAGGACGUUUUUCUGGGGCAAAAUGAGAGGCUUAUAAGGUUAACCUUGAAUGGGAGAACCCUUGGCCUAUGACAUUCUAUUCAGUCAUACCUGAAUAAACCUGGCAUGGAGAAGAAGGCAAACAUCUCCAAUAAAGUCACAUAAUUUGAAGAUGUGAUAUCAGUUCUUCCUGAAGAGGCAGCCAGAGAAACUUGUGAUUCGGGCAGUCCAACAGAGUAAAAAUUUGCUUCCGCUGAUGCCACAUCUGACGAAAAUAACCACCUAGAUUCCUUUAAUUUAAUAGAGCCCCCUCCUCUGGACUGGAGGUCUGACUCUUCCAGUGACGCAUGUUCGCUUAGGGAUUUUGAUGAAUCCGGAUCUUUCCCCAUGGAUCCACCGUCAGAGAAGAAAAGUGUCUUUAAAUCUCAGAGUGCAGGAUUGACACCAACAGAAGUCGAAGAUCUCACCAUGAAUGAUUCGAUCACUGCUGAUGUACUGGUGAAGAAUCCAGCGCAGAUGACAGAGAAGCCAGAACGGGAGGCCAGACACCACGACCUGGAUCACUCUCACAUUCAGACUCUGCUCACUCAGCUUCAGCUUUUUCACCCAACAACUCCUCCUGAAGAACCUGCUCAAGAACAAGAGCCUAAAAAGAGUACAUUUGAUACUGACUUUGCAACCGAGAGCCAUACAUCAUCAUGCAUGGUGCAUGAAAUCGGUGCUCAUCCAACCAGCUCAGAAGGAAACAUUGGUGCUGGACUUCUUUUCACCGAGAGUCACCAGAAGGACCUUCUGCAGCUGCUGGAGGACCCAGAACCUGAAGAACCUCAAAGCCUUGAAAGACCUCAGACUGCCGAGAGUCAUAUUGGAGACAUUUCAGAGCUAACCGACUACCAGACAAGAUAUGUACGCCAGACCGGUGAAGCAGAUGAAAUGAUUUCAGUAUCAUAUGGUCCGGACAUCUGGCACAACCACUUUCAGGAUGAGUUUAUGAUGUCAGGGUACUCUGAGGAUGAGAUGAUGGAACGGUGGCAGCAGUCCGAAGGGGUGUCCUCCGAAGAGUCGGCCUCCCAUAGUGCCAAUGUGGAUCCUGAGGCUGGGACCCAACCUACAUAUAAAGUGCCUGGUCCUUGUGAUCCUGAGGAUCUUCUUGAUGGGAUUAUUUUUGCAGCCAAAUACCUCGGUUCUACGCAGCUGCAGUCAGAUAGGAACCCCUCCACCAAUGCUCGCAUGUCUCAGGCACAAGAGGCUGUAGACCGUAUCAAGGCCCCUGAAGGAGAGUCCCAGCCAAUGACAGAGGUGGAUCUCUUCAUCUCCACUCAAAGAAUUAAAGUGUUGAGUGCUGAUACACAGGAGGCUAUGAUGGACCAUUCUCUGCAGAUGAUUUCAUACAUAGCUGACAUCGGGAGCCUCGUUGUGCUGAUGGUGCGAAGGAAGCCAGCAGGUCAUAAAACCACCGAUUCAGAAGCUAGUUCUUCUUCAGCACCCAAAAAAUGCUGGAUGAUCUGCCACGUGUUCUCUUCGGAAGAUGCACACAUUGUAGCUCAGGCUAUUGGCCAGGCAUUUGGAGUGGCAUAUCAGCAGUUUUUGCAAGUAAAUGGAAUCAAAGCCAAUGAACUUAGAGCUGGGGAGUACUGCCUCGGCACACAGGAGCAAUAUAAUGGAGACCUGGUGCACUUCUCACGAUCGGAAAAUAUUAAAGAGAUUUGCAUAUCGAAGCAGGUUGGAGAGAUCCUGGGUGUAGCGAUAGUUGAAUCCGGUUGGGGCUCCAUCUUGCCCACGGUGGUGGUGGCCAACCUGCUGCAUGGAGGUGCCGCCGAGCGCUCGGGCGAACUUAGCAUUGGCGAUCGCAUCAUGUCUGUAAACGGUGCCAGCCUGGUGGGCCUUCCCAUCACUACCUGCCAAGACAUCAUCCGAGAUCUGAAAAACUUUUCCCAGGUGAAGCUCAGUAUAGUCCGCUGUCCACCCGUCACCAUGGCCAUCAUAAAGCGCCCAAACCCCAAAUACCAGCUGGGCUUCAGUGUUGAAGAUGGAAUUAUUUGCAGUUUAAUGCGAGGAGGCAUCGCAGAAAGAGGCGGCAUUCGGGUCGGUCAUCGCAUAAUUGAAAUUAAUGGGCAGAGCGUUGUAGCUACGCCGCAUGAAAAAAUCAUCCACAUCCUCACGAAUGCAGUGGGAGAGAUUCAUUUGAAGACGAUGCCUGUAUCUACAUAUCGACUUCUGACUGGACAAGAGCAGCCUGUGUAUCUCUGAAAGCAAUAACCCAACAAGUGCACUUUUUCAUUUUUAGAUCCAUCCAGUGACUCUUUAUUAACUCGCGCUCGCUGCACUUCAUAUGUACCUCGUGAAUCGUUGCUGAAAUCAUGGAGCUGCACUUCAUGGGAAUUUUAACUACAUAACAGACUAAGGAAAGCUGUUCUGCAUUAUACAGCACAUGCGUGUUUAUGUUCCACCGUGCCUUUAAACAGCCUAAACGGAGAAACAUGUGCAAGCGUGUCAUUUGCAUGAUCAACUUUCAUUGAAACGAUUAACAUUUGAGUCAUUCAGCUCUCAGUGACUUACUAGCAUCUGCUUUGCUGGAAGAGUUGUGUUUAGAAUAUGAGUCUUAGUGCUUGGACGGCAAAAAUGACUGACCUCGGUUAUUUCAAUGUGUCUGUUUUUAACAAUGGAACAAGUCUGUUUAAAUGGCUGCUAUAUUCAAUAAAGAAUUAACUGCUGUUUAAA
Trichomycterus rosablanca is the source of this 2909-nucleotide messenger RNA. RefSeq names its product amyloid-beta A4 precursor protein-binding family A member 1. The transcript is spliced from 11 exons. Gene Ontology annotation, molecular function: amyloid-beta binding; protein binding. The coding region runs from base 576 to 2438 and encodes 620 amino acids. Gene Ontology annotation, biological process: chemical synaptic transmission. NCBI's taxonomy places the organism in Eukaryota, Metazoa, Chordata, Actinopteri, Siluriformes, Trichomycteridae. The record is from RefSeq and is a predicted model, not a curated record. Gene Ontology annotation, cellular component: cytoplasm; plasma membrane; dendritic spine.